UGUAAAUUCACCCUGGAGUACCAGAGAGCGCUUAGUGUGCUCUGGGCAUUUGUAAAAAUUCAGAACGUUGUUAGAUUGUCCGUUUUGUAAAUUCAGAGCGUUACGCUCUCGGGGCGUUCAGAGCACACACUGGAUGCUCUGGCCAAGGAGUAGGGUUGAUCCGAGCGUUCUGGCCUCUCAACAGCUUGGGUGCGUCUUCUUCGUUGAGGUUUAAUGGUGGUUGGCAUCAAUAAAUGUUGCAUUACUGCCACCUACUAGACUGGAGUACAACUCCCUUAUACUUUGCUUGAAAAAAAUAAAUAAAUACCCUACCAUCUAACACAACACUCACAAAAAAUAACACCACCCUACUCCACUAUUUAAAUCUAUUUAGUCCGACAUCAGGCCAACAACCUGAAAUAAUGGGACUACCACUUAACACUCUUCUGAUGUCUCACACACUCAAAUCCCUCUGCAGCUUCCACCACAACCUCCAUUUUCUGCGACUUACAUUCCAUCCCUGCAGUACAGUUGAUAACCAUUGCUAUAAAUGCUAAAAAUCCAAUCUCACUGAAACAUAUCACUUGUUGACCUAUCCCUCUGCACUGGUACAGAUCUACUACUCACACCACUCCUCUCAGAAUCCCUACCCCUUGACCCAUCUUCCUCUACUUUCUUCACUGCCUCAGCGUAUGACAACUUCUGCACUACUCUAACUCUGAAACCUCAACCUGGCUGUCUUGCAUGGGACAUUUCCGAUCCCCAGCCCAAUGGGCACCCCUACAAUUAACACAUACCACUACUUUCCUCAAUGUUACACAUUCCUUCGUCUCAUGCCCUUCUGCACACUUCUCACACCUAGGAACCUCCCUCAUACACACUGCUGCCACAUGCCCAUAAGCUUGACACCUGUAACAAUGUGAUGUAUUUGGCACAAAAGCUUGUACAGGAUAACUUAUAUAUCCUAAAAUCUAUUUGUCGGGCAACAACUCAACAUCAAAACUCAAAAGAACAGACAAUGACUAUUCUGUUUCACCACUCACGCCACAGUGUUGCAUCAAACACCGGGAAUCUUCCCCUUCAGUUGGUCAACUUUUACAUUUACUGCUACCCCAGUAAUCACUCCUUUCACAUUUCUUGCCCCCAUUCGUUUAACGCAGAGCACCUCUCUCUCUGACCAGCAAAAACACAAAUUAUCAUAAGACCACUUUUGGUUACCCUCACCAAUGAUUCCACAGCACCCAACUCUGUUUUCAUCCACCCUGAAACCACAAAUGGAUCAGCCAAAAGGCAAGGGUCCACUUUUUCCAAAAGCUUCACUCCUACUGUCACACUCAUCUUUAUCCUGACCCUCGGUGCAAGUCUCGGGCUCCAAGAACUUCACCACACCUACCACCUUUGAUACUUCGACCUCAUUCACUUCCAUUUCGCCUCCUGUCUUCAGUUCAUGUAACAGUAUAACUUUAGUCCGUCCCCUCGCCCCGACACGGGCGCGAACCAUCAACACAUCAACAACUGACACCCACGAAGCGUCGUUACCCAUUGCUCCACAUUGCUCCAUAAAAGCCGCGGCCCUUGCAGAGCAAGGGGAACCACUAAUUCAAGGUCUCAAAGCGAGUGACGUAACCGAUUGAAACGCUAUUAGCGCGCACCACCGCUAACUAGCUAGCCAUUUCACAUCCUUUACACUCACUCUGUUUUACACUUUCUACCAUUCUUCUUUAAAAAACCAUAUCCUUUUUUUCUGCCAUUUUUAACCGAUUCAAGCUCACCCUCUUCCUCCCCCUCUCUCUCUUCGACCUCCUCAGCCUCUUUUUACCCUCCAUUCCUCCUCCGUAUUCCAAGUAUAUGUCGCCUUAUGAUAAUACUGCACUUCUCCUGACAUACAUCUUGUUCUUGCCUUCUCAAGGGAUGCCAUUUAACCGGCUAUUACAAUCUCCGUACAGUCAGCACGAACUCCUCGGGAUGUAGCGCUCAACAGUGCAUCCCAUUUAUCGAUUCAUAAAAUAAAGCAUACGGCUCCUUUAAAAGCUUUUGGAACGGUUGUCACUAGUUACCACAGCAACAAAGUCAUAACCCCCGCCUAUUUCUACAAUGGAUAUAAUUAAAAAGUUAUUUUAAUCGUAAAUUUAACCAUACUGCUAACCUAAUGCCUAACCUUAAAUUAAGACCAAAAAGCGUUUUUUCGCCCAUUAAUUGUUACGAUAUAGUACAUUUUGACUUCGGAAAUCGUACAGCAGCAUGUAGUUGCGUCUCCAGGACGACAAAAAUAAUUACAAAACGAACCGAUAUGCUUGUUUGUAUCCAGCAAUCAACACCUGUCGCCGAUAUCCUUGAACCGGACUGUUUCAGAACUUUCAAAGAAGACCAUCGGUAGUUUUCGGGAGGGAGAUAUUUGUUUAGGAAUGUAUCGGUGGCCAACGACAGUGAUUGAUCAAUAACCAUUCAACAUUAGCUCAGAAGGUCAAAGAAGCUAGUUAGCGCGCUGCUGCAAGCAGAACUGGCUGCUAAACAGCAACACAUGAAUCGUGAUUUUGUAUUUAGCUAACUGUUUAUAUUCAACAACUCCUUCAAACGAAAGGUAUUACAUUUUUUUUGUGUAGCCAUAUGGAGAUUGCAGCUGCCAAGGAAGUUGAUACAUUGUUGCCUUGAUCAUGAACGUUCUGAAAACAUGAUUCAAGUGUUUCCUUGCAGAAUUUCUACUUGUGGCUGACUGUUACUUUGUAAUUACCAAAAAGGAAUGAAAAACAUUGCAUAAGAGUUAACUAUCUAAACAAAGAAUUAGGAUGAACGUCACGGAAGUGGAGGAUCAUAUUUCUAUGAAAUAUGAAAUAAAGAAAAGACUUGGAAAGGGGGCAUAUGGGAUUGUAUGGAAGGCUGUGGACCGACAGACAGGAGAAGUUGUGGCUGUAAAGAAAAUAUUUGAUGCCUUCAGGAAUAGGACUGAUGCCCAGAGGACAUUCAGAGAAAUAAUGUUUCUUCAGGAGUUUGGCGAUCAUGCCAACAUCGUCAAACUGCUGAAUGUCAUCAGAGCUCAAAAUGACAAAGAUAUUUACCUGGUCUUUGAAUACAUGGACACCGACCUGCAUGCGGUGAUAAAGAAAGGCAACCUGCUGAAAGACAUCCAUAAACGCUAUGUUAUGCAUCAACUCCUCAAGGCCACCAAAUACCUGCACUCAGGCAAUGUCAUCCACAGAGACCAGAAGCCCUCCAAUAUUCUACUUGACACGGAUUGCUUUGUGAAACUUUGUGACUUCGGUUUAGCGAGGUCUCUCUGCCAGAUCCAGGAGGAUGCUGGGAACCCGGCGCUGACAGAGUAUGUGGCGACGCGGUGGUACAGAGCUCCUGAGAUCCUGCUGGGCUCCUCAAGAUACACAAAGGGGGUAGACAUGUGGAGUAUAGGUUGUAUCCUAGGAGAGAUGCUACUUGGGAAGCCCCUUUUCCCUGGAACUUCCACCAUCAACCAGAUAGAGAAAAUCAUGAGUGCAAUUCCACACCCUAGCCCAGAGGACGUACUUUCGAUCAGAUCUGAGUAUGGUGCCUCUGUGAUUCAGAGGAUGCUACUGAAGCCCCAGGUGCCUCUAGAGGAUCUUCUGCAAUCGUCGGUGCCUUCAGAUGCCCUAGACCUGGUGCGUCGCCUGCUGGUGUUCAACCCAGACAAGAGGCUGACCGCUGAGCAGGCCCUGCAGCACCUCUACGUCUCCAGAUUCCACAACCCAGCCAAGGAGCCAGGUCUGAACUCUGAUGUGAUCUUGCCUGUGGAUGAUGAUGUCCAGUUGUCGGUGGUUCAGUACCGUAAUAAACUGUAUGAGAUGAUUCUAGAGAAGAGGACCACAAGGAGAAUGCCACGUCAUAUAAUGCAGAGGAAGAAAGAGGAGCCUGUCUCUAUGUCUGGGUGUGACAGUGGAGACCAUGGGAGGGAAAGGCCCACUGGGAAGGACAAAGGAGGGCUGGAGCCAGUGUCUGGUAAUGGUGGAGGGGACCUUAGGGUUAAAUCCCCUCAUGAUAAGACAGAACACCAGGCUGCUCGUCCAGUUAUCACCGUACCUAUCCCAGUACCUGUGUCCAUCCAGCCGUCCCUGGAAAGGACCAGCCCUGCAGCUAGCCCCGUCAUGGGAAAGACUACAUAUAAUCCCAUCACACACAUUGCCAAUGGUUUUGUUCGAAAUCUGGCUGGACCACCUCACUAUUUUCGCUCCGGUACUGCCAGCAGGGAACUGGAGGGACAGACGAGUAAAGAAAAUGUAUCUGUACCGCCAGCAGAGGGCGCUGUUUGCAACAUUGUUUCUAUGGAGCAGAUUCUGCAGCGCGGUCGCUCAGCCCCUGUCAGCCGUACCCGUUCCUUCUCCCUGACCAUCUCCCACCCUCAGAACAACCCACUGGUCCGCAGAGACGAGCCCUCUGUGUCCUUAGGGAUGUGUGUCAUCUCUGCACGCCUGAACCAGCGGUCCCAGUCUCAGUCACGAGAGGCACGGCCCCCUCCUCCCAGGUUCAGUAAGAAGGUUUUCCAGUGUAACGCCAACAUGGCGGCUGCCGGGGAUCCCCGUGCCAAACUAGGCAGCUACUCUCAGGCUUACGGCACCAUCAACAAGACAGAACUGGACAACCUUAUGAGGAGUCGACACCACCAGUAACCACCACACUAUGUUGGAUGUAACCACUGUCCAACAUCAGACGGGGCAAGAGACAAGGUGACAGGGAACAGGGAGAUAUAGGCUAGUGGAAAGUUGGGGGAGGAAAAUAUUAUUCCAACAUAUAAAAGUUCAGCAGCACAAAUUGAAGUAACCGUGGAGAUGGAAAUCCAUGGAGUAAAGUGGCAAUGAUUUAACAGUCAAUUUAACCCCAUUUUCUUUAUGAAAUAAUGUCUUGUUGGGAAAUGGAGACUAUGGACCCUUAGUUUAAUGUGCAAGUGUUUUACACCGAAAUGCUUUAUACUAAACUAGAGGGAACAAGACAUAGCAGUGUAAAUGUAUGUUAAUUGAGUCAGGCAAUACUUUUGUAAAACGGAACAUUUGUAAUUUUGUGUAUAAGUAAAUGACUAUUUUAGCCAUCAUUUCCUGGCAAGCAAAUUCAAUAUACUUUAAUGCAAAAUGGUGCUUCCAACACAGUAAAAUAAAUAUUGACAGUUGAUGUAUGUAAAGCAAACCUGUAGUUUCAUAUUAAAAAGAUGACCGCAAGCAAUUGUGACUACUUUCUUUUAAA
Messenger RNA from Salvelinus fontinalis (brook trout), 5181 nucleotides. Its product is annotated as mitogen-activated protein kinase 15-like. The record is from RefSeq and is a predicted model, not a curated record. Gene Ontology annotation, cellular component: nucleus; cytoplasm. NCBI's taxonomy places the organism in Eukaryota, Metazoa, Chordata, Actinopteri, Salmoniformes, Salmonidae. The coding region runs from base 2766 to 4613 and encodes 615 amino acids. Gene Ontology annotation, molecular function: MAP kinase activity; ATP binding. Gene Ontology annotation, biological process: intracellular signal transduction; protein phosphorylation. The transcript has 14 exons.